This is a messenger RNA of Zopfia rhizophila CBS 207.26, 439 nucleotides long. NCBI's taxonomy places the organism in Eukaryota, Fungi, Ascomycota, Dothideomycetes, Zopfiaceae. The record is from the annotation of a GenBank genome assembly.
UCUACGACCCCGUUCACAGUACAAAACACCUUCGCACGAAGAUGGCGGGCAGAAUCUCCCAACGGACCUCAACCAUAGAGUCUAUCUACGUCAUCCGGGGUAUAGCGACACGGGCAACAUCCUGAUGGUUCUUCCUGCUUUAGAUCAUCCUCAAGGCGGUAUCCACCACGAAACUGCACGAAUCGCAUGCGCUAUUCUUGCCAACAAUAGAUAGGAGGGAUUCUUAACAGAGACAAAGACGGGUGGGCGUACUGCGGUCGGCUCUGAUGGUAUCCUGCGUAGAAAAAACUACUAUUUCCAGGUUUCUGAAAACGCUACUAAUAGUAAGCAGUCAGAAAGCUACUAUAAAUUGAGUUUAUGUAUUAAUAAUAAGAACUUAGAAAAAUAUCCCGUAGUCCCGUCAUUUGCCUACUGGCGCUUCCUGUAUGAUAACCUACCC